AUGGAAAGCGCUGCACAAGUCGUUAUGGUAAUUUUGCUGCUUGGGUUGGGGUUUAUUAUAAUUCGCUCGAGCGCCAGGCGGAGAUCACUCUUUACCCCAGAGACACCGCGCAGCAAAAGUUCUCCGGAGCAAGAGAUCGAGAUUGACCAAAAUUCGCAAUUCUCGCCGGUCCCUGCAAGUACCGACCCUCCUAUUGCAGAGCACAACGGUUCCCCCUCCCCCUUCAACCAGUCUACACCAUUUGCGCCCCAGCAAGCGAUCCUUCCUGCCAAGAAAUCUACGGAUUACACUGUCGGCUGGAUCUGCGCCAUAGUAACAGAAUACGCAGCAGCGCAAGAAUUUCUUGAUGAAGAGCAUGAGGCACCAGACUUUGUGUCGCCGGGCGACACUAAUCAUUACACAUUGGGCAGAAUUGGGGAACAUAACGUCGUUAUCGCUGUCUUACCUGAUGGAGAAUACGGAACUGCUGCCGCGGCCAUGGUAGCCACGAAUAUGCAGAAUAGCUUCCCCAACGUUCGAAUCGGGUUACUGGUUGGCAUCGGUGGCGGUGUCCCAAGCGAGAGGCAUGACGUUCGCCUGGGCGAUGUUGUGGUCAGUGCACCCCGCGAUGGUAAAGGUGGCGUGUUCCAGUAUGAUUUUGGCAAGACAAUGCAGGGUCGUUCCUUCCAACACACUCGGUUUCUCAAUCAGCCUCCGAUAGCUCUUCGUACUGCACUGACAGGACUACAAGCACGAUACAAGAGAAGGGGUCACUGUAUUGAGAGCACAAUCAAUGGCAUUUUAAACCGGAACCCAGGGCUUCGACAAGAGUACGGGCGGCCGCCGGGAAAUGCUGAUACCCUGUUCAGAGCAGAAGUGAUCCAUGAUCCAAAGGGAUGUGCAGAAUUCUGCGCUAGUAAUCCAUCGAAUAUCAUCCAGCGGCGCGCGCGAACUACGAACGAACCGAACCCAGCUAUUCACUAUGGGCUCAUUGCUUCCGCAAAUCAAGUGAUGAAGGAUGCAUUGGUGCGCGAUCAGCUGGCAGCUGAGAAUGACAUCCUCUGUUUUGAAAUGGAGGCUGCGGGGUUGAUGGAUCAGUUUCCUUGCCUUGUUAUUCGCGGCAUAUGUGACUAUUCGGACUCGCAUAAGAAUAAGGAGUGGCAAGGCUUUGCAGCGAUGACAGCGGCUGCGUAUGCGAGAGAUAUGAUCUGCCAGAUUCGUCCAAGUUUGGUUGAGGCUGAGAAGAAGCUCGGUGAAAUUCUACUUGGCCUCCAUGAUACUGUCAAAGAGAACCAGGACUUAGCAAAGCAGACCCUGGACAAUGCAGAGAAGCAACUCAAAGCCCAGAAUGAUUUCGCCAAGGAAAGGUUGUCCGACAAAGAAGAAAAGUGUCACCAGCUGUUCCGCCUCACUAGUAACAGCGGGGAUGAUGCCACAUAUGAGUGGUAUAAAAAUCGAGUGGAGGAGAGGGUUGACAACACGUGCAUAUGGUUCCUCCAGCAGAAGAAAUUCCAGGAGUGGUUGCAAGCUGAGUCUGGCCCCCUGCUAGUCUCAGCGGAUCCUGGCUGUGGAAAGUCAGUGCUGGCCCGGUACCUGAUUGACAGUUACCUACCGCGAUCGGCAACAAUCUGCUACUUCUUCUUUAAAGACAAAGUUCAAGAUAAAGUCCGGCAAGCACUUUGCGCGUUGCUUCAUCAACUCUUCUCUCAGAGGCCGUAUCUGAUCAAACAUGCCAUGCCAGAGUACAGCAAGGAUGGGGAAGGUCUGAUCAACUCGACAGAAUCGCUGUGGAAGGUUCUACGAAACUCGAUCGGAGACCCCCAGUCAGGACCAACAAUCAUGGUCCUUGAUGCCCUAGACGAAUGCAGUGAAUUGGAGCUCCCAGACCUGACGCAGAAUGUGGAGAGUCAAUUCCGUGGCCGCCAGGGCAAGCUGAAGUAUCUCCUAACAUGCCGCCCAUAUGAGUCGAUCGUAUCUAGAUUCGGCAGCUUGUUGCGUACCUUUCCGAAACUUCAUAUACCAGGAGAGGAAGAGUCGGAAACCAUCAGUUGUGAAGUGAAUCAUGUCAUCACGUACAGGGUCAAUCAGCUGUCGCAGAAGAAGAAUCUCUCGCCCGAAGUCGGGAGCCAACUAGAGAAAGGACUACGGAAGACUCCCCACCGUACUUAUCUCUGGGUAUACCUCGUGUUUAAUUACUUGGAGGAAGAAGACUUCAAAAAAACAGCGAAAGGGGCUGAGUCUGCCUUAAAAACAAUUCCAACAACUGUUAAUGCGGCAUACGAGCAAAUCCUUAACAAGUCUAGGAACCGCUCGAAGGUUCGAAAGGUCUUGAGCAUCAUCUUGGCCGCGAGCCAGCCGCUGACUCUUCCGGAAAUGAACAUUGCUGUGAAUGUAGAAGAAAGUUCGCAGUCUAUUAAUGACCUUGACUUGGAGGAUGAAGAGUACUUCAAAUCACGCCUCAGAACGUUAUGCGGACUGUUCAUCUCAAUCUACCAGGGCAGGAUUCAUUUUCUCCACCAAACGGCUCGCGAGUUUCUUCUGGGAGACUUGGUAUCAUCCAAUACUACUCUAUUAGAGCAAGGUUGGUAUCACUCCAUUGCUAUUACUCAGGCACAUGAGAUUCUUGCGACUGUCUGCGUGCGCUAUCUCAACUUCUUCAAUUGCGACACAACCAUUUCAGCAAACGCAAAUAAAGAUAACAGCAACAUCACUGGUAGCCAUGACUUCCUACAUUAUUCAGCCAAAACCUGGACUACUCACUUCCGCGAGGCCAGUAUCAUUCCUGCCGCUACCAUACUACCCUCUGCUCUAAGAAUUUGUGACCCGGAUUCGAGAAGCUACGCAGCAUGGUUUGGGAUCUUCUGGGAGACUACAAAUUUUUCGAAGACCGAGCAUUUUUCAAACCUUAUGCUAGCAUCGUACUGCGGGCAUUAUGCCAUCGCCAGGGUUCUUCUCGAACAGGGUGCGGAUGUGGAGUGCAAGGACACUGAGUAUGGUCGAACACCUCUAUCAUGGGCUGCAGGACAGGGACAUUAG
This is a messenger RNA of Aspergillus calidoustus, 3015 nucleotides long. NCBI's taxonomy places the organism in Eukaryota, Fungi, Ascomycota, Eurotiomycetes, Eurotiales, Aspergillaceae. The record is from the annotation of a GenBank genome assembly.